UAAAAGGGGUUGAAAGUUUGUAUGGGGUUCAAAUAUUAUUAUAAGCUAGGAACUUGAAACGUUGUUAAAAGGUAUUUUUUCAAGAAAACAAAUUUCAGCGUUUUUGAAAAUUCAUCCCCCAAGGUGGUGAAAAGGGGGUUGAAUAUUUGUAUGGAUAUCAAACAUUUUUGUGAGUGCGGGACUUGAAUCUUUGUUUAAAGGCAUAUUAUUAGAAUAUAAGAAAAGUAAUCUAAAAGGGUUAAAAAGGGGUCGAAAGUAGGAAUCCAGUACAAAUAAUGCUUUAAACCUUUUUAGAACAUAACAUUACUUAAAUAAGCUGGGAAAUUGAAACUUGGUAAAAGGGCAUUAUAUUAAAAUAGAGUUGGUCAAAAAAUUGUUGAAAGUUUGCAUCAGGAACAAAAUUUUUUGUAAACAGUGAACUUGAAAUGUCGUAAAAGGACACAAUAAUAGAAAACGAGAAAAGUGAUUUCAGCGUAUUUAGAAAUGUAUUCCCUAAGGGAGUUAAAAUGGAUUGAAAGUUAUGAUUAAUCUCCUAAUUCGAUGAAAAAGGGUUGAAAGUUUGCAUCGGGAGCGAACAUUAUUUUAAAUAGUGGAUUUGAAAGUUUUCGAAGGGGGCUGAGAAUCCCUCUCAGAAUAUCCAGAACAUUUUUUUCAGAUAGGGGCUUGAAACUUCGUUAGUUGGGACAAACAAAUCUUAGGCGUUAUGUAAUAAUCAACAAUUGAUUAACCGUCCCUACUGCUAUCUUUUGCUGCAUAAUUUAUUUUAUUUAUUUGUUGAAAACACGUUUAUAUGACAUUACAGUUUGUAACUAAUGCACCAUGAAAGUUAAGUACAUAUACAGUAUUAUUAUACAUUUAUAAGACUAUAUUUUUACAGUUGAACAACUAUCAUCCAUUCUCUCACGAAACCUCAGACAUUCACUGCACACAGACGUCCAUCGCCACGCAAACAUAUAAACAUAAUGUUCUAAUACGCUUAUGUAUAGAAUAUAUAACCACCGACAUAAAAAUCCACGCGUACAAUGUUGCGGGCAACAGCUAGUAAAACAUGGCCGCCAUUUUUUUCUUUACUUUUGGUAUGAUCAUGGCAAAAAUCCGAAAACGCCUUUUCACCAGUGUCUGAUCCACCAAACUAUGCUGGUAGUGCCAUUCUAAUUAAUUGUGGGUUCCUUCUACAUUGAGUGGUUUGGCAAUCCAUAGAAAAAAUUAUCUCCUAAGGCUCUCAAAGUUUAUGCACACCUCCUGACAUUGCGCCAACUCGGCUUACACGCAUUUAGGACGAAAUGUGACGUUUUCACUCAAAAGGUACCACAUUGUCGUUUGUCGAUAAGGUUGAUUUUAAAUUGAAGCUAUAUGGAAAUAGCGCCUUAUUGACAACCGACAAUAAGUACCUUUUUGGUUGCCUGCCUCUGCUCCUACCUGCCUGCGCCCAUGUAAUUUAUUUACCUAAGUUUAUUUUUAUACAACGUGUCUCUACCCUCUGGACAUAGAUGAAUAGGACUUGUCGAUGAGGGUAUUUCUAACCUAUGUAAAAAGUCUCAUUUCAAACGCCACAGUAUGAACGGAGCCAAACAGCCUGUAUGUAGAUACACGGUAAUUAAUGAGUAUGUCAUGUCACUAGUGUCACUUUAAUCUUGGCGCCUUUGUGAACGACCAAUACAGAAAGCUCCUAUUUAUUGAUGAUUUAUUUGUUUUAAUUAACCUUAUUAAUUUUUUUAAAUGUUUACUUAAUCAAAUAAUUUACCAUAGUAGAACAUUCCUGAGAAGGAACUCUACACGUGAUCUCGGUCAAUGUCCAGAGAGUAGAGAUAUACAAAACCCCAAAAGCAAAAUCCCCAUAAAAACGCGUAUAAAAAAUCAGCCAAGAGCAUGUCGGCCCAUGCUCAGUGUAGGGUUUCGUAGUUACCUUUCUGUCAAAAUAGGUCAAACGGGGCUAUUAGUAAGUAUCAUGUAAGUACAUUACAAGCAUAAGGAAGUACCUUUGCCGCGCUUUGUACUCUUUUACUAAGAAGAGAAGAAUUUUUGCACUAAUUCAAAAACGACUAGAUCGGUCAUGUUCGCUAUAGUUUUCAAUGAAAGUAUUGAUUAAGCUUUUGUUUCACGAUGUUUUUCAUAUUUUUUGGGCCCAUGGUUCAAAAGUUAGAGGAUGGGUGGGGUGAGGUGGGAAAAUAUUAACUUUAUCAAAGAAAGAUCUAUCCAACGAUCAAAGCAAAAAAAAUAAUUAAAAAAAUCAUUUUGUAUCAUAAUAAAAAAAAAUACUUUUAAUGUGCAUGAUUUAUGUAUUCAUGCCAAAUUGCAACUUUCUAACAACAAUAACGAAUUGCGAUUUUUUGAUGUCGGUUAAAAACAAUAAAAGAUUUGAGACACUAUAACCUGACUACGGAAUUUUAUUCAUGCUUAAACCUGAAUCUUUACAUUAGAAUAAGUGCGAAAAAAAUAAGGUCUUAUUCCAACAUAAAUGAUUUACCGUGACGUGAUAAUGUGAUAAUAUAUAUCUAAGACAUCUAUCAAACUUAAUGUUCAACAGCAAUCAUUAUUAAUUGCUAUCUUAUUUGUGAACACUAUAUCUUUAUCUGAUACCUAAAAUAGUAUAAAUGCUGUGAUUUUGUUGAAUUAUCUAAAACUUCCGCGUUGCCAUGUGGGGUAAAGUUUUCGUGUUAUGUGCGGCGGUGGUAAGCGCGGCUGCAAGCCGUUUACCUUAUGCCGAAGAGUUGGAGCUGCUUAUAAAAUCGAGUGAAAUUGGUUCUAGACUAUCUGAUAACAUACUCGAAGAUGCUCGUCUGGAUGUGCCCGGACUGAUUAAGAAGUAUGGGUAUCCCUUGGAAAUCCAUACACUUACAACAAGUGAUGGUUAUAUCCUGAAUAUGCACCGAAUUCCACACGGUCGGGAUCAGAAUACUGACCCUAAUGUUAGAAGGCCGGUUGUUUUCUUGAUGCAUGGGCUACUUUCAUCUUCGGCGGAUUGGGUCUUGAUGGGACCUGGUACUGCAUUUGGUUAUAUCCUGGCCGAAGCCGGCUACGAUGUCUGGAUGGGGAAUGCUCGCGGGAACACAUAUUCGCGGGAGCACAUCAAGCUUCGCCCUGACGCCAUCUUCAACACAGAUUUUUGGGAAUUCUCUUGGGAUGAGAUCGGAAACAUUGACUGCCCUGCAAUGAUCGACUACAUACUCGCACACACUGGCAACGACAGACUUCACUACAUUGGCCACUCCCAAGGAACCACUACUUUCUUCGUUAUGGGCUCCCUUCGACCUGAUUACAACGAGAAGAUAAUUUCCAUGCACGCCUUAGCUCCUUCUGCGUAUUUUGCCAACAGCCAAAAUCUCUUAUUGAGAGCUAUUGCUCAAUUUACCGAUCCACUAGAUAGUCUGGCUCGUAUUAUUGGUUUAGGUGAAUUCAUGCCUAACAAUCUCAUCAUGGCAUGGGCUGGUCAGGCCCUGUGCAUGGAUGAAGUGAUUUUCCAACCGAUUUGCUCCAAUAUUCUGUUUCUUCUGGGUGGAUGGAACGAGGCCCAGCAUAAUGCGACAAUGAUUCCAGUGAAGCUAGCCCACACUCCAGCGGGAUCUUCUACAAGGCAAUUAGUACAUUACGGCCAAAGUGUAAAAGACAAGACGUUCAAGCGCUUCGACCACGGCUUGUUAAAAAAUAGGAGAAUUUACGGUAGCUACAGAGCACCUGCGUACAAUCUUGGAAGAAUAACAGCUCCAGUCUUUAUUCACUACUCUGCCUCGGACCCGUUGGCACAUGUUAACGAUGUCCAAAGGCUGUUUAAUGAACUUGGCAGACCAGUAGGUAUUUUCCGGAUUCCUGAUCCCAAUUUCAGCCAUCUUGACUUUAUUUGGGGAAAAGAUGCCAAAACUCACGUAUAUGACCGGGUUAUAAAUCUGCUCCAAUCCAUGGAUAUACAUGGUUCACUACAGGUUUAAUGAUAAUUGUGGACUGGUUUCGGAAAGCGGCAGCAAACUCUAAAUCUUGAUCAAAGUUUCACGCAUACUUUUUGAACUUACCGACAUUUUCUUGUCACAUGAUGGUUGGCCAGAUUAUAACUUAUGGCGUCUAAAAAUGCCUCGAAUUCGCCCAAAUAUUUGUGAUGCAUCUCUUACUCUGAGAUGCAGAGCCAAUAUUUGCGCAAAUUACGGUGAAAUGUUGGAUUCAAUAAAGAUUGUUUUGUAAACCCACAA
Messenger RNA from Cydia pomonella (codling moth), 4181 nucleotides. Its product is annotated as lipase 3-like. Bases 2637 to 3926 code for a protein of 429 amino acids. The transcript has 5 exons. The record is from RefSeq and is a predicted model, not a curated record. Gene Ontology annotation, molecular function: hydrolase activity, acting on ester bonds. Gene Ontology annotation, biological process: lipid metabolic process. NCBI's taxonomy places the organism in Eukaryota, Metazoa, Arthropoda, Insecta, Lepidoptera, Tortricidae.